UGCACUCGCAGGUGCAAGCCACUCUGUUGAAGUUCGAACGAAGUUGAAGAUGGCACAGUUCCUAUGUUCUGUCCUACUUAUGACUCUGAGUCUCUGACCAUAUGACUCUUUGUUUUCGCCACCAACUAGACAUUAGACAAAGCAAGUAAAGAAAGAAAACCUCAAUUCUCACAGGUUCCACUCUCUCUUCUCUUCUGUUGUGUUCUACUUUCUAUUGAAUUUUUUCCAUUAUUAUUUUAAAUGAACGCCAUUUUCUCUCUUUCUUUCUGCUGUUGCAUAUUAUGCGCAUCCCUGGAUCUGGAAACUCACGGUUUCCCCCUUCAUACAUAAAUUAUCCUCAAUUAACUGAUUCUUAGGGUUUCUAAAGUUUCCCCGAGCUAGUUUAACAAAAACAGUUAUGUUUUUUUUUUUUUCGCAUUCUGGUGCGGUGUAAGUUAAGUGGAACUAUUUACAGAUAAAUAAAUCCUUGUUUUUCUUGUGUUACUGCUUCUGCCUCUUCCACGUUUCGUUUUCCGGUGUGUAGUAUAUAUCAUCACCUCACUAUAAAACUCUGUUAAUUAUGUUGUCCUGGUUUCUUGGGGUAUCAUAAUAGUAAACAAAUUUCUUUCUUUCUUUCUUUGUCCUUUUCGAUUUAUAAUAUUGAUUGAUAGAAGAGGUGAAUUCCUUCAGAUUUUAUUUCUUGAUGGAUCCUCAUUUAAAGUCCAAUUUCGUCAACGGAUUUAAAGUCGACCAAGUGCCUAUUAUGCUCAAUGUAGAGGAUCAGUGCCUUGACCCUGUAAAUGGGAUGAGAUCCAUCGACCCGUUUCUUCUUCCACCUGAUCCAAACAAUGCUCAAAUUCCUGUAUCCCUCUCCACCAUUACUACGGAAGAAGACUCUUCCUUGGAUGAGACUGAUUUCUCUGCUACCGUCCUACGCUACAUAAACCAAAUGCUUAUGGAAGAGGACCUGGAGGAGAAGCCCUGCAUGUUUCAUGAUUCUUUGUCUCUUCAAGCUGCUGAGAAAUCAUUCUAUGAGGUCAUUGGUGAGGCAUACCCUUCUUCUUCCAUCCAAAACCAUCACCAAGUGGAGAGCCCUGAUGACAUUCUCUAUAGUAACUUCAUCGAUUUUACCACUAGUACUAGCAACACGGUUGAGUCCCAUUGGAGUAACGUUGAUCUUACUGCGUACAACUACAAGCCUUCUUUACUUCAAACCAAUUUUCCUGCUGACUUUGUUUUCCAGACGAGUUCAACCUAUUGUACCCAAUCUUCUAUGAAUACCACUAGUAGUUUCACUGUAAACAAUGGUGCAUUCUCGGAAAGUUCCAAGGCUGGAUUUUUAGAUUCAAACUUGAUUAGCAAGAGUGAGUCUAUACUGCAAUUUGAGAAAGGUGUGGAGGAAGUCAGUAAGUUUCUGCCUAAAGGGAAUCCAUUGGUUAUUGACCUGGAGAACAACACUUUUAGCCCUUCUUUCAGAAAAGGAAGGAAGAAUCAUGAGCGGGAGGAUGAAACAGAUUUACAAGAUGGGAGAAGUAACAAGCACUUAGCUGUUUGCAUGGAUGACAAUGACUUAUCAGAAUUAUUUGAUAAGGUACUGCUACCCCAGAGGUGGGGAAAUGAGGCAGCUCCUGUGUGUAAUUGUAAAAAAGACCAGCCUAAUGGACCAAACAUGAGCAAGCAGCAGAAAGAAGAAAGAAACAAGUCUGGUAGUGGAAAGAGCAAUGUUAAGAAACAAGACAAUAAUAAGAAGGGAGUUGUGGAUCUGAGGACACUAUUGAUUGUAUGUGCACAAGCUGUUUCUUCUAAUGAUCGUGCAACUGCUAAUGAGUUAUUGAAGCAGAUAAGGCAACAUUCUUCCCCGCUGGGUGAUGGGUCUCAGAGGCUGGCCCAUUGCUUUGCAAAUGCUCUUGAAGCACGCUUGGCUGGCACUGGCACUCAGAUUUAUAGUGCUUUAUCCUCCAAAAGAACCUCUGCUGCAGACACGGUGAAAGCUUACCAAAUGUAUAUUUCAGCCUGCCCAUUCCAGAAGCUUGCAAUUAUUUUCGCAAACCAUACAAUUUUGAAUCUUGCCAAGGAAGUGGAAACUCUUCAUAUUGUAGAUUUUGGCAUCCGUUAUGGCUUCCAGUGGCCUGCACUUAUUUAUCGUCUAUCAAAACGACCUGGUGGACCUCCCAAGCUGCGCAUGACAGGGAUAGAGCUCCCUCAACCUGGUUUCAGGCCAGCAGAGAGAGUACAAGAGACAGGCCUUCGCCUGGCAAGGUAUUGUGAUCGAUUUAAUGUUCCAUUUGAGUUCAAUGCUAUUGCACAGAAAUGGGAAACCAUCAAAAUUGAGGACUUGAAGAUAAAGAAAAAUGAACUUGUUGCAGUGAAUUGUUUGGUUCGAUUUAAGAAUCUACUUGAUGAGACAGUAGUGUGGAAUAGUCCCAAGUAUGCUGUUUUAAAUUUAAUUAGGAAGGCAAAUCCCACUAUCUUUAUACAUACAAGUGUCAAUGGGAGCUAUAAUGUCCCAUUCUUUGUGACACGGUUCCGGGAGGCUCUUUUUCAUUACUUUUCAUUGUUUGAUGUGCUUGACACCAAUGUUGCUCGCGAAGAUCCCAUGAGGUUGAUGUUUGAGGAGGAGUUCUUUGGUAGGGAGGUAAUGAAUAUUAUAGCUUGCGAGGGUUCUAAUAGGGUUGAGAGGCCCGAGACAUACAAGCAAUGGCAAGUUCGGAACAUGAGGGCUGGGUUUAGGCAACUUCCUUUGGAUCAACAUCUCAUAAACAAAUUAAGACGCAGGUUGAGAGAUAAGUACCACAAUUAUUUCAUGCUAGAUGAAGAUGGCAACUGCAUGCUGCAAGGUUGGAAGGGCCGAAUUAUUUAUGCUUCCUCCUGUUGGGUACCAGCAUAGCCCUUGACAAUGUUCUUCCCUGGGUGGUUAGUAGAAGCGUUUCAUGAGUUUGUAGAAGAUGGUCCACUCAGAAAUCUGGCAAACAUAACUUGGCUUCCCAAAAGUCCUAUGGUUAACAUCUAGCACUGUUCAGUUUCAGUACCCAACAUAUUUUUUAUUUAUUUGUAUGUUAAUAAUAUAACUAAUGUCAUGUGUAUGACAUACUUAGAUUCAUACUAGUUGAACUCUUUCUUCCUGUGUUAGGUAGUCUAAGGCUAAGGAGCAGAACCCUGGAAUAUUGAGAUUUUCAGUAAAAAAUUGAGCUACCAUGGUAUAGGUCCUACGAAAAUAGGAAGCAUUCUGAACCCAUAACACUUUUUGGAUACACAUCGUUCUGGUGAGGAACACGGAAGAGAUUUUUUUAUUGUAUUUUUAUUUUUAUUUUUUAUGAAAACACAUGAUUGAAUAUUUGAAUGAUUAUGACUUGCUUUCGUUUUAUAUAAGUGUAGGGAACGGGUAAUAGACUAAUAGGUUAAAGU
This is a messenger RNA of Gastrolobium bilobum, 3384 nucleotides long. Its product is annotated as scarecrow-like protein 14. The coding region runs from base 683 to 2866 and encodes 727 amino acids. The transcript is spliced from 2 exons. Gene Ontology annotation, cellular component: nucleus. Gene Ontology annotation, biological process: regulation of DNA-templated transcription. Gene Ontology annotation, molecular function: DNA-binding transcription factor activity; sequence-specific DNA binding. Lineage: Eukaryota; Viridiplantae; Streptophyta; Magnoliopsida; Fabales; Fabaceae. The record is from RefSeq and is a predicted model, not a curated record.